AAACUUCUUUAUAAACCCCCAAAAAUAAUACUUUGAGAAAAAGUCACAAACAUAAAGCAAAUAAUAAUAAAAAAUCUAUAAAUCAGUACAUUGAAAAGAAUUAAAAGUGUAAUACUUUGCAUGAAUAUAAGCAGUGCUAGGUCCGAAACGAACGUCACGACCAGAAAACGUCAUACGUGUCAUGCAUUAACAUUAAGUUUUUUUCAAUUCUUUUAACGGAGUUUGAAUUAAUUUGGAACACGCGACAUUAAAUGCUAGUAUAACACAAAAGGAGUUCUGUGGAAAAAUGAAAACACGACCAAAAAUCAGUCCUUAAAUAAAAACAUAAGUGUCUUACUCUAUAACCUAAACCGAAGCAACGGAUACCUACUAUAAAACACAAUAAUAACAUGUUAUAAGCGAACGAUAUAUUAAUUAUUGAAUAUACAAAGAUAUUCAUUGCCAGCACAAAAAAUGAAAAAAAAAAUGGAUAAAUAUUUUAAAGGCUAAAAAAAUUAAUGCAUAUGAAAUAAAUUUUGGAAAAAAUCAAACACUUAAUUUCGGUUCAAAUCCAAAAGAACGAAGGCCAGUUUAUUUCCGCAGCAAAACCCAUAAAAACAAAACACCAGCGUCCCAAACAACCCAAAAAUCAAAGCCCAAUAACCCAACCCUUAUCCUCGUUGAACAGGUCAACCCCCACCCCAAACCCUCCUGAAAAGAUCGGAAAAGAUCCGACACUUAGAGCUACUCCAUCUCUAACAAACACAGCAGAUCGGAAAAGAUACCCACCGCCCCAUCGCACAUUAUCGUCAGAACUCGUAAAUAACACCCUAGCUUGAAGAAAAAACAUUGGAUCCUCAACCUCCGAACCUAACUCCACAGCAUAGACCGCUUCUCCUCCAUACAGAGACGGCACUCCCCCAGACAAAUGGCCGGGAUCCGCCAUUUUCAAAUGCAUAGCUUCCUCUUCAUAGUUCUCCUCACUUCUCUCCCAGUUCUAUGCCUGUGUUCCAAGUACAGGGAUCUUGUCUUUAGAGGGUGUGGAAACCAGAAACUACAAGACCAGCAACCUGGAGCUUCUUCUUCUUCAUCCCGUGAAACCCUAAAAACCCUCUUCGAAACCCUAAUAUCCCAGUCAGCAACCAUGACUUUCAGCAAAGCCACCGUCCCCACCGCCACAACACCCCUCUCCGGCCUCUUCCAGUGCAGAGGCGACCUCUCCCACUCCGACUGCCAAAGUUGCGUGGAGGAAGCUUUGGAAGUCUCCAAGAAAAAGUGUGGCUACUCGACCGUGAGCCGAAUCCAGCUAGUCGGGUGCUACCUGAGCUACAACGCGUCCGGGUUCGAUCAAGCAGACACUCAGUUCCUCUUCAAGAAGUGCGGCGAGGAGACGUCGGGAUCGACCGCGAAAGGGUUCGGGUUCGGUGAUAGCGUGGGUAUAGAGGCGCUUGAGGCGAUGGCGGAGAAGGUUGUGAAUGGGUUCUAUGAGGGGGAGUAUGGGAAUGGAUCUGCAGUUAAGGUGUUGGUUCAGUGUGAACAGGAUUUAAGGGUUGAUGAAUGUAAGGUGUGUCUGAAUGCUGCAAUUCAGAGUUUGAGAAGUAGCUGUGGUGCUGCUUCUAGUUAUGCUCAGUUGUAUCUUCAGAAGUGUUUUAUCAGCUACACUCUUAAAAAGGAAGACAGCUUUUCUCCUACCUCGCAUGAUGAUUGGGGAGGUGUCAAUUUACAUAUGAGCAACAAGAAAGUGGCAAUUUUCUUGGGAGGGUCGAUGGCUGUGGUAUUGGUAAUAUGUCUCGUUAUAGUCCUCACAAGGUCAUGCAGGGAAUCGGACACCCCAUAUAGCAAGUUCAAUCAACAACCCCGGACACAACCCAAAUUUCAGUUUUAUUUAAAUUAUUAAAGUAAAAAAAUUGUGUAGAAAAUGUCCAAAAUUGUUCUUUGUAUCGGCUCACCUCAAUAUACUGCUCCGCCUCAGCCACUAAGUUCACUGCAUGCAAAUUAUAAGCAAAGUUGUCGUGGUACUGGCGUGAUGGGGAUAUAAAAAGAAAGCAAGAUUGAUCUUAUAUAUGUAUAUUCAUAAUAAGUUUUAUUUUGUUCCAGCUAUGGAAUGGAUUGGUCUUUUUGGGAGUUGAAUUUGAUUAUCUUUUGUGUGCUCAACUUUUCUUGUAAUUGUUUAGGUGAAUAUAUAUGAGGACAACAUGUAUGCACUUUAUCAUCAGC
Messenger RNA from Cuscuta epithymum, 2196 nucleotides. The record is from the annotation of a GenBank genome assembly. NCBI's taxonomy places the organism in Eukaryota, Viridiplantae, Streptophyta, Magnoliopsida, Solanales, Convolvulaceae.